AAAAACAUAGUUUAAUUUGACUAGAUUACUUUAGAAAUCACCCAAUGAAAAUGAUAAUUAUUUUGCUCUUGUUUGGCAUCAAGGAAUUUACAACAGGUCGAGAUGGGAUGUGUACAUGGAUAGAUGGAAGUCGUGGUUGUUGUGCAGGUACCAUUUUUAAUAGUGCACUGAAUAGAUGCGAAAAUUGUUCAACUGGCUAUUUUGGUUUCAAUUGUACGGAUAAAUGUGUGUAUCCCAGUUUUGGUAACAACUGUCAACGAAGCUGUUUGUGUGAUAACACUUCUUGUCACUUUGCAAAGGGAUGUCCACAAACAACAGAGAAGAUCGACACGUUUGGAAAUUUGAAAGAGAUUUCACAUUCUACAUGUAUGACACAGAAAGUUAGUUCAACCGUUACAACAUGGACAUCGCUAAUUGUAGAAGAGGAAAUAUAUAUUGGAAAUUCAAUAAUACGCAACAUCAUUUAUUCUUUGGUUUUUAUCGUUAUAAUUUCCCUGAUUUUAUUGUGUGUUUUGACAAUUUAUCAAAAAUACUCUUUGAAGGAGGGAACAUGUACACGAUCAAAUAUACAACUUGAAAAUUUAUAGUUGAAUUGUAUUUCUUUUAAAUAGUUGU
Molecule: messenger RNA, 615 nt
Organism: Saccostrea cuccullata (small rock oyster)
Lineage: Eukaryota; Metazoa; Mollusca; Bivalvia; Ostreida; Ostreidae
Product: N-acetylglucosamine-1-phosphodiester alpha-N-acetylglucosaminidase-like
Exons: 4
Coding region: 45-587 (180 amino acids)
Source: RefSeq, a predicted model, not a curated record